GAUAAAAUUCAUUUAAGUGAUCGGUAGGUGUGCUAUCAGCUGUCAUAAGCCAUUCAUUAUUUUUUAUCAAUGGUUUAAUUCUUAUACUUUGUACUCGCACUCUAUGAAAAGUAUAUGCACAUACAUAUGUUUGUAGGUAAACAUAAUGUUCAAAAUAAUCUCGAAAAAAAACUUUUCUCUUCAUAAAAGAAAAUUUAGCUUUGCUGGUAUUAAAAACAACAGCAAAUUGAAUGCUAAAAGUUUUGAAGACAUUCCGGGACCAUCCGGUCCUUUAGGCUUAGGAAAUAUUUUUAAUUAUUUGCCAGGAAUAGGAAAAUACUCCUGGUUGAAAAUUCACGAAGCUAGUUUGGACAAAUAUAUCAAAUAUGGAUCUAUAGUUAAAGAAAAAAUGGUGCCUGGAAAUUUUGUUAUAUGGCUUUAUGACCCCAAUGACAUUGCUGUAGUACUGAAUGAAAAAGAUUAUCCUCAAAGAAGAUCACAUUUAGCACUGGAAAAAUUUAGAAAAGAUCGUCCGCAUGUGUAUAAAUCUGCUGGUUUAUUACCAACAAAUGGAGCAGAAUGGUGGCGAAUUCGUUCUGAAUUCCAAAAGGAACUUAGUAUUCCGAAAAACGUACGUACUUUUCUGCCUGAUAUCGAUAAUGUUACAAAAGAAUUUAUAAUGAAUUUAAAAUCUGAUGAAAUAAUUGACAUACUUCCUGAACUAGCAAGACUAAAUUUAGAAUUAACAUGUCUUCUUACAUUUGGAGUUCGUUUAGGAAGUUUUUCAAGUUCCGAAUACAAUUUAAAUUCACGAACAUCGAAAUUAAUAAAAUCAGCGGAAGAUACUAACAGUUCAAUUCUUCCAACAGAUCAAGGAUUUCAAUUUUGGCGUUAUUUUGAAACCCCAACAUAUAGAAAGCUUCGUAAAGCACAGGAAUACAUGGAAAGUGUAGCAGUAGAGUUAGUAUCCCAAAAAUUAUCAUUUUACUCCGAUGAAUCUGAUAAUUUUAAAGUGAAUGGUGUAAAAACUCGGGUGUCCUUGCUAGACCAAUAUUUGAAAAAUCCAAAUAUAGAUUUAAGCGAUAUUGUUGGAAUGACCGCUGAUAUGUUGUUAGCUGGUAUAGACACAACGUCUUAUAGCACAUCUUUUGCUUUAUACCAUUUAGCAAAAAAUCCGGAAUCUCAAAACAAAUUGUUAGAUGAAUCAAGAACAAUUUUAAAAAAUCCUUGUGAUGCAAUAUCUGAAGAAAUUUUAAAAUCUAAAAUUCCUUAUGCAAGGGCAGUUUUGAAAGAAGUUUUUAGACUCAAUCCAAUUUCGGUGGGGGUUGGAAGGAUACUUAAUUCCAAUUGUGUUUUAGGCGGUUAUAACGUACCAAGAGAUACAGUAGUAGUGACUCAAAAUAUGGUAGCAAGCCGUUUGGAAAAAUAUUUUGAAAAUGCUGCUAAAUUUUCUCCAGAAAGAUGGAUGAAUAGAGCUGUUAUAAACCCUUAUUUAGUUUUACCCUUUGGCCAUGGGAUGAGAGCUUGUAUUGCUAGAAGAUUGGCCGAACAGAAUAUGCUUGUAUUUUUGCUGAGAAUUGUGCGACUCUACGAAAUCAAAUGGAUGGGUAAGGAUUUCAUGGACGUUGAAACUUUACUAAUAAACAAACCAGAUCAACCGGUUAAAAUUGUGCUUAUUCCUAGAUGAGUUAAAAAAAUUGAUCAGUUAAAGCUAUUUCACUAAGAAUAAAUUUUAGGAAUGUAUCUAUACAUUUCUAUAUGUAUUAAAAAAAUAAAAA
Molecule: messenger RNA, 1757 nt
Organism: Condylostylus longicornis
Lineage: Eukaryota; Metazoa; Arthropoda; Insecta; Diptera; Dolichopodidae
Gene: dib
Product: cytochrome P450 302a1, mitochondrial
Exons: 7
Coding region: 146-1666 (506 amino acids)
Molecular function (GO): oxidoreductase activity, acting on paired donors, with incorporation or reduction of molecular oxygen; iron ion binding; heme binding
Source: RefSeq, a predicted model, not a curated record